Molecule: messenger RNA, 2736 nt
Organism: Mobula hypostoma (lesser devil ray)
Lineage: Eukaryota; Metazoa; Chordata; Chondrichthyes; Myliobatiformes; Myliobatidae
Gene: wdr45
Product: WD repeat domain 45
Exons: 11
Coding region: 64-1065 (333 amino acids)
Biological process (GO): protein lipidation; autophagy of mitochondrion; nucleophagy
Cellular component (GO): extrinsic component of membrane; phagophore assembly site membrane; cytosol
Molecular function (GO): phosphatidylinositol-3-phosphate binding; phosphatidylinositol-3,5-bisphosphate binding; protein binding
Source: RefSeq, a predicted model, not a curated record
CCGGGACAGAUCAACAACAACAUCGGCAGCGAGAACGAGAGGGUCGUGGGUCAGUCUGUCACCAUGAGCCAACAACGUGGAGUCAACAGUCUGCGCUUCAACCAAGAUCACAACCACGAGCAGGUGGGCAGUGUGGGACAUGUGGAGAUGCUGCACAGGUCGAACUUGUUGGCCAUCGUUGGAGGGGGCACCAACCCCAAAUUCUCUGAGAUCUCAGUGCUGGUGUGGGACGAUGCCCGAGAAGCGAAGGACUCGAGGGAGAAGCUGGUGUUGGAAUUCACGUUCACGAAGCCAGUGCUCGCCAUCCGCCUGCGUCACGACAAGAUCAUUGUUAUCCUCAGCCACAGGAUCUACGUGUACACGUUCCCCGACAACCCCACCAAGCUCUUCGAGUUCGACACCCGCGACAACCCCAGAGGUCUGUGUGACCUUUGUCCCAGUAUUGAGAAACAGCUCCUCGUCUUCCCCGGGCACAAGUGUGGCAGCCUGCAGCUCGUGGACCUGUCCAACACCAAACCUGGCACUUCGUCGGCGCCGUUCACCAUCAACGCCCACCAGAGCGAGAUCGCCUGCGUCGCCCUCAACCAACAGGGCAGUGUCGUCGCCUCCGCCUCCAGGAAGGGCACCCUCAUCCGCCUCUUCGACACACAGACCAAGGAGAAGCUGGUGGAGCUUCGGAGAGGAACGGAUCCCGCCACACUUUACUGCAUUAACUUCAGCCAUGACUCCUCCUUCCUUUGUGCCUCCAGUGACAAGGGCACCGUGCAUAUCUUCGCCCUCAAGGACACCCGGCUAAAUCGUCGCUCAGCGUUGGCACGGGUGGGCAAGGUAGGGCCUGUGAUUGGACAGUACGUGGACUCCCAGUGGAGCCUGGCCAGUUUCACUGUGCCAGCAGAGUGUGCCUGUAUCUGUGCCUUCGGCAGGAACAGCUCCAAGAAUGUCAACUCCGUCAUUGCCAUCUGCGUGGACGGGACAUUCCACAAAUACGUCUUCACCCCAGAUGGAAACUGCAACCGCGAGGCUUUCGACGUCUACUUGGACAUCUGCGACGACGACGAUUUCUGAAUGCUGUGCCCCCCCCCACAAGGCUCGAGCAGCCACACCUUCCGACGGGACGGGCGUGAUGACUCCUUUGGCUGAAUUGUUAAGCAUCUCUGUGCCAACCAUGAGGACAUCAAGCACAGUGUGACUGUGUGUCUGAACUAACUUUUGGUUCAAAUAAGCAAAUAUUUAUACUCUUCUGAAAUCUUAUCUCAAAGUUCAAAGUAAAUUUAUUAUGAAAGUAUAGAUACAGAAUGCCAGCAUCUGAGUUACAGACACUUGCGUACCAAGAGCAGCUCUGGAUUCUCACACAGUACAAACCCAGAGACUGAGGAUUAGCAGGCAGUUUGACAAAGGACUGGUGCUCUUCCCCUUUCUCAUUCCUUCCUUCCUGAUGUCAGUAUUUGAAGUUUUACUCCGUGUCUACCCCCAGGAGUGUGUGAUGGGAUGGUGUGGAGGGAGUUUCAUUCUUUUUCUUCCUUUCUCUCUCUCGCACUCUAUCGUUAUCUCUCUAUCUCUUCUCCCCUCCCCAUCUCGCUCGCUGGCUCUCCAUCUUCCCCCUUUCUCUCUCAUCCCUCUCAUUCUGUCUGGUUCACUCUUCCCCUGUCUUUGCUUCUUACUUUCUCACUCUCUCUUUCUUUUGAAGGCAAUCUUCCCUCAUGCCCCUCCCUGUUGAUACUCAGACUAGGAACCUGCUCUUCGAUACAUGCCCACUCGCUGUUUGUGAGGAAUUGUUGGGGCAUCCGAGAGAUCUACACACACAAGCAGCACGUAGGAGCACUGGUCUGGAGCACAGGUCGCUCCCACAAAUGGCAGACAGACCGUCUGAUCUGGGGGGCUUUGGUUUUUUUGAUUUUAUUCUCAAUGGCACCAUGUUACAAAGCUCCCAAUCUCCUUCGGCCACAACAGUGUACCAUCUCCAAGCAUGUAGAUGGGAGUUCGAGCAGGAUUUGGCCGCACAGCCUGUGUGUACAGGGAGUAACAGCUUUGUGGAGCCAGUGUUGAGAAUACUGGAGUUGGGGGGAGGGGGGUGGUCAAACAUCAGUUUUAAUUCACCGUUUCCUGUACAUUUGCCCGAAUGUCCAUUGUGUCCGACGAUGACGGGAAACCUGUGCUGGAGAGUUUUUAAAGAGGAAAAGCCAUCGCACUGGGGCGGUUCCACUCUCUCGACCUCAGAAGUCGGGGUCCAGUGGUUCGAACGAGAGUCACAAUCUGAGGUCUUCCUUGGUUGCAGUGGAUGACCAUGAUGGCUCCUGUGCCUUCUCAGGCCCUUCGCCCUCCACGGAGCGUUGCCGAACUGCCUUCCUGGCUGUUGGAUUUCUCUGUAGAUCUCAUCGGCACCCCCCCCCCCCACCAGUCUGCUGGAGCUGACUGUACAUGCUAGAACAGGCAUAUCCCUAUUUUACCCAAGUAUGAGGCCACUGGCUACCUUCAACUGGUUUAUCCCACCGGUCAAAGCGGUGUACCAGGGUGUGGCCACUGUCGCAUGCAAACAGCUACUUGGAGCCACAGGUGAGAGCUGAGGUGAGGGUACCAACACUGAGUGAGCUGCCUCAGAAUGGACACGAUAAAGCCCCUCACCAAGGUACAUAUACAGCGUUAGGAAUUUGCUGUGAUGUGGUGACGUGCACCAAAAAUCAACAUUCCACAAUUAUAAUUAAAAAAAAAACUUGUAUAAAAUAUAAACUUAGAGGG